AUGCUGCUGCUGCUGCUGCUGCAGCAGCUGCUUUUGCGGCAGCAGCAGCAACAGCAGCAGCAGCAGCAACGGCAGAGGGGUCAAGAGUCGUUUGCAGCAGCAGUUGUAGCAGCAGCAGUAACUGCUGCAGCGGCAGCUGCCGAGGGAGCAGAGUCAUUGAUAGCAGCAGCAACAGCAGCAACAGCAGCAACAGCAGCAGAAGCAGCAGCUACUGCAGCAGCAGCAACAGCAGCAGCAGCAGCUACUGCACCAGCAACAGCAGCAGAAGCAGCAGCUGCUGCACCAGCAACAGCAGCAGAAGCAGCAGCUGCUGCAACAACAACAGCAGCAACAGCUUCUGCAGCAGCAACAGCAGCAGCACCAGCUACUGCAGCAGCAACAGCAGCAGCAGAAUUUGCUGCUGCUGCAGCAGCAGCAGCAGCAGCAGCAGCAGCAGAGGCAUCAAUCCAGCCAAUUAAACUUCUUCAAGACAAAAGAUAUUUUAAUUUUUACUUUUUAUUUUACAUCGCUUUAGUUUGA
Eimeria mitis is the source of this 519-nucleotide messenger RNA. RefSeq lists its product as uncharacterized. Bases 1 to 519 code for a protein of 172 amino acids. The transcript has a single exon. The record is from RefSeq and is a predicted model, not a curated record. Gene Ontology annotation, molecular function: ice binding. Lineage: Eukaryota; Apicomplexa; Conoidasida; Eucoccidiorida; Eimeriidae.